AUGGAAUCCGUAGCCACCACCUCGAUUGAAGAUGGACAGACACCAUCGACAGAGAGCAAACGAGGGGGUUCUCAUGAUUGUGAAACCCCAUCACAGCUUCAAUAUGCAUUUCUCUUUGUGGCAUUAGCACUGUCCUCAUUAGGACUUGGAGGCACAAGAUUCACAAAUGCAACAAUGGGAGCAGAUCAAUUUGAUAAGCCAAAUAAUCAAGGAUCAUUCUUCAGUUGGUAUUGUUUUGCCUUGUAUCUUGCCAGUGCCAUGAGCUGCACUACUAUCAUUUAUAUUCAGGAUAGUGUGAGCUGGGGAUUAGGGUUUGGCAUUUGUGUCAUUUCAAAUGUAAUUGGCUUGGCUAAGCCAUUUGUUUUUGUUGGGAAAAUGGUUUUAUGGGCACACCAAGCCGAAAGGAAGUCCUUUCGUGAUCAUUGCUCGUCAAUAAAAAUUGAAGGUGACCGAUUACUGGAUGGAUCGAAUGCAAGAUCUUGGUGGCUAUGUACGGUGGAGGAAGUUAAGGAUCUCAAAACCCUGAUCAAAACCAUGCCACUAUGGUCUACUGGCGUUAUCAGUGAUAGGGGUGUUGAACUUCGGGUACUUUCUAACUACCGAAAUUUUAAGAGGCAGGUUGAUGAGGCUUCUGGUCUUGUUCAUGACAGCUAA
This is a messenger RNA of Dovyalis caffra, 654 nucleotides long. NCBI's taxonomy places the organism in Eukaryota, Viridiplantae, Streptophyta, Magnoliopsida, Malpighiales, Salicaceae. The record is from the annotation of a GenBank genome assembly.